CUGCGCUUUUUUACUCCGAUCAUCCUCAGACAUAAGAACAAACUGCCACCAUGUUGCGCGAAGUAAAGGCAAAGAACCCGCGCACCGCGCGCAUCCUUAAGGCGCGGGAGCCCCAACUCAUCGAAGGCCCGAAGAAGACUCUACUGUUGCACGGCACGAAAUGCCCCCAGGCCCUCGACACCGUCUUGAAGACCUUCCACUCCCUCACAAAGCCCAAUUCCGUCCUGUUCCACAAGAAAAAUGAGAACAUCCACCCCUUCGAGAACCUCGAGAGCAUGGAGUUCUUGGCAAACAAGAACGAGUGCGGUCUUGUAAUCUUCGGCAGCAGCAACAAGAAGCGCCCCAACUGUGUCACUCUCGCACGAAUUUUCAACUCACAAACUCUCGACAUUUGCGAAUUGAUGCUUCUUCCUCCCGCCGACAAGACGGCGAUCCCUCCUUUCAACGAGCUCACUAUGCCCGUUGGACUCGGCAUGCGGCCAAUGAUGAUUUUCUCUGGCAGCCCCUUCGAGGACCCGACAUCCUCGGCGCACGUUAUGCUUAAGAGUUUCUUCCUCGACAUGUUCAAGGGUGAGGAAACCAACCAGAUCGACGUUGAGGGUCUUCAGUACGUUUUGAUGGUUGGUGCCGAGGAGCCCCGCGACAACCUUUCUCCCAUCGUGCACCUGCGGUGGUACAAGGUUGUCACCAAGCGCAGCGGCCACAAGUUGCCCCGCGUUGAGCUGGAAGGAGUCGGACCCAAGUUCGACUUCAAGAUUGGCCGCCACCGCCCCGCUACCCCCGAGGCCAUGAAGGAGGCCAUGAAGCAGGGCAAGCGUCCCAAUGAGGAGAUGCGGACCAAGAAGAACAUUACCCUGGAUACCAUGGGUGACAAGAUUGGUCGUGUUCACUUGGGCAAGCAGGAUCUUGGCGGUCUUCAGACUCGCAAGAUGAAGGGUCUCAAGCGUCGGGCGGGUAUCGACUCGGACGACGAGGAGGAGGACUUGGAGAUGAUGGAUGUGGACGAGAUUUUGGAGGACGAGGGCCACAAGCGGGCUCGUACGGACUAGAACUGAUUCACUUGCAUUGUUGCGUAUUUACACUAUCUCAAGGCGUUUGGUCCGGCUGGGGUUUGUGCUUCUUGAUGCCUGUGUAUCUGCAGGUUUCCUGUACCGCCAUGGAAAAGUACUAUAGUGAAGCGAUGCUUCUUGACAAAUGAUUUCGAACCAAGAUAGUCCACGUAGAUACAGCUAUACAUCCUAUUUAGGCUCUUUC
Molecule: messenger RNA, 1254 nt
Organism: Penicillium brasilianum
Lineage: Eukaryota; Fungi; Ascomycota; Eurotiomycetes; Eurotiales; Aspergillaceae
Source: the annotation of a GenBank genome assembly